This is a messenger RNA of Heterostelium album PN500, 618 nucleotides long. RefSeq lists its product as uncharacterized. Gene Ontology annotation, molecular function: ADP-ribose diphosphatase activity. The record is from RefSeq and is a predicted model, not a curated record. Gene Ontology annotation, biological process: nucleoside phosphate metabolic process; ribose phosphate metabolic process. Bases 1 to 618 code for a protein of 205 amino acids. The transcript has 3 exons. NCBI's taxonomy places the organism in Eukaryota, Evosea, Eumycetozoa, Acytosteliales, Acytosteliaceae.
AUGAGUAAUAAUAACAAUAAUAUUUGUAAGAGAUUGAAAAAGGAAGAAUUAUAUAAAGCUAAAUGGAUUGCUUUGAAUCAGUUGACAUUCUCUGACCCUAAUGGAAAAGAAAGAUUGUGGGAAACUGUCGAUAGAACCACUAGAGUUGGAGAGGUUGAUGGUGUAGAUAUCAUUGCAUUGGUUACGAAAGAAGAUCAGAAAAAGUAUAUUGUUUUGACCGUUCAGUAUAGACCACCUGUAGAUGCAAUGGUUAUUGAGUUCCCUGCAGGUCUCAUUGACCAAGAUGAAACCGCGGAGCAAGCUGCAAUCAGAGAGUUGAAAGAGGAAACAGGUUAUACAGGUGAACGAGUUGAUAGUAUAUCUUCUAUAUUGGCAUUAGAACCGGGUUUAUCUUCAGCAAACGCACAAAUCUGUACUAUAAAUGUAAUGUACACAUUUCCACAUCCAUCUAUAGCUAAACCAAAGCAACAUUUGGAGGAUGGUGAAUUCAUUGAGGUCAUUGUAGUUCCUCUCAACAAUUUAUUAGAUACAUUACAAAAUUUAACAAAGAAAUAUCACAAGUGUAUCAUUGAUGCAAAAGUCUAUACAUUUGCAUUGGGUAUGAGUAUUAAGGUAUAA